AUGACAGCCAGCCCACCUGAGUUCGACGACAUGACCAGUAGCUGGAACACUUACCGUGUCCGUUUGGAAGCCUUUUUUGAGGGCCACAGCAUCACAGAUCUAGGGAAACAGCACGCGCUUCUUGUGUCAGCACUAAGUGGCAACGUGGUUCGCGUACUUCAAGGCCAGUGCCAGUCAGAAUCGGUGAACCACCUGAGCUAUGGGACCUUCGUACAGCACCUGGACAACCACUUCGAUCCCCAAGUCAAUGAGAUAGCAGCGAGCUAUGCUUUUCUCAUGCGGAACCAAGCAGAAGGCGAAAAGGUACGGGACUACAUAACCGACCUGAGACGUCUUGCAAUAGAUUGCAGUUUCGAUAAGUUUUUGGAUCGCAUGCUGCGGGAUCGGAUUGUCUGCGGAAUCCGUGAUGAACAAGCUCGGCGACACAUGUUGUCUCAGAAGAAGUUGACCUUGGCGGAGGCAGAAGCUUUUGCUCUAGCAGCGGAAACCGCAGACACAAAUGUCCGGGCAAUGCAAGAGAGGAGCUUCAACGACAACGGUGCAGCGAACUUCAUAGAGAAGCACAGGAUAAAUCCGCAGAAAUCUAGACGUGGGCAUGGAUCCAUGGCCGAGACUACUCAAUGCCGGAGAUGUGGCUCGAUCCAUGUUUCGGAGGUGUGGAGACACAAGAAAGUGACGUGCUACAAGUGCGGCAGGAAGGGACACCUGGCAAGGAUGUGCUCCAGUGGUCGCGCUAACCCCUCAGGAACGUACGCUGUGAACGAGCUACACGGCAGUGGCGAAAGUGGAGAAGAAAUGCUCUACGCUUUGGUGGCUCACAGCUACAGUGGUAAUGAGACCGCACGGCCAUUCGAAAGGGAUUUCAUCUGGGAAGGCCGGAAAGUGCGCAUGUUGGUGGAUACAGGAUCCACUAUCAGCGUAUUUCCAAGGGCGGUAUUCGAAAACCAUCGAGAAUGGUGGCCGGCACUGGAGAAGACUUUACUGCGACUGACAUGCUUCCUGGGGCCUCUGCCGGUAGUGGCCAUGAAAGUAGAAUGCGAUAAUACGCAAGUAGACAGCUCGCUGGUGGUAGUGGAUUGCGACGGGCCUCUGUUGUGCCGCCGGAACACCAUCCAAGCGUUCCGGAAUGCUGGCAUGGCGCUACUGGAAGAAUGCGCGCCGCAGAGCGUAAAUGUGGUUCGCUGUGACGCAGCGACAGCGAAACUUUUGGCUAAAUUUCCAGAAAUUUUCGAGAAGUUGCGGUGUUGCAAGGGGCCGCCCGUGAAAUUACACAAAAAGGAGGCCGCUGUACCACGCUUUCUCAAGGCUUGA
This is a messenger RNA of Dermacentor andersoni, 1311 nucleotides long. Lineage: Eukaryota; Metazoa; Arthropoda; Arachnida; Ixodida; Ixodidae. The record is from RefSeq and is a predicted model, not a curated record.